ACAAGCCCGCGUCCCGCGCCGCGCCCCCGCGCCAGUAGCUCCCGCGGCCGCAGGACCAGCGGCGGCCCGGCGACCCCCGCCACAUCUCCGCGCCCGUAGCCGCUCGCCGCGCCGCGUCCCGCAUCCCAUCAUGUCGGUGGCAGGGUUGAAGAAGCAGUUCCACAAAGCCACUCAGAAAGUGAGUGAGAAGGUCGGGGGAGCUGAAGGCACCAAACUGGAUGAUGACUUCAAGGAGAUGGAGCGGAAAGUGGAUGUCACCAGCAGGGCUGUGAUGGAAAUAAUGACGAAAACAAUUGAAUACCUUCAGCCCAACCCGGCCUCCAGAGCGAAGCUCAGCAUGAUCAACACCAUGUCAAAAAUCCGCGGCCAGGAGAAGGGGCCAGGCUAUCCUCAGGCGGAAGCGCUGUUGGCAGAGGCCAUGCUCAAGUUCGGCAGGGAGCUGGGCGAUGAUUGCAACUUUGGUCCAGCUCUUGGUGAGGUAGGAGAAGCCAUGAGGGAGCUCUCGGAGGUGAAGGACUCUUUGGACAUGGAGGUGAAGCAGAACUUCAUCGACCCCCUUCAGAACCUCCACGACAAAGAUCUGAGGGAGAUUCAGCAUCACCUGAAAAAGCUGGAAGGCCGGCGCUUGGACUUUGAUUACAAGAAGAAACGACAAGGCAAGAUCCCAGAUGAAGAACUUCGCCAGGCGCUGGAGAAAUUCGAUGAAUCUAAAGAAAUCGCCGAGUCAAGCAUGUUUAAUCUCUUGGAGAUGGAUAUUGAACAGGUGAGCCAGCUCUCCGCCCUUGUGCAAGCCCAGCUGGAAUACCACAAACAAGCAGUACAGAUCCUGCAACAGGUCACUGUCAGGCUGGAGGAAAGAAUAAGACAAGCUUCGUCUCAGCCCAGAAGGGAAUAUCAGCCAAAACCUCGAAUGAGCCUAGAGUUUGCCACUGGAGACAGUACUCAGCCCAAUGGGGGUCUCUCCCACACAGGCACACCCAAACCUGGAGGUGUCCAGAUGGAUCAGCCCUGCUGCCGAGCCCUGUAUGACUUUGAACCUGAAAAUGAAGGGGAACUGGGCUUUAAAGAGGGUGAUAUCAUCACACUCACUAAUCAGAUUGAUGAGAACUGGUACGAGGGGAUGCUUCAUGGCCAGUCUGGCUUUUUCCCCAUCAACUAUGUAGAAAUUCUGGUCGCUCUGCCCCAUUAGGAUCCUAUGCUGGCUGGCUCACCUCUUUCUGACCCAGAUAGUUAUGUUUAACCACUGCUUUGGUAAUGCCGCUUCCAACACAUCAUGAGUGCAGGCCGCAGUGGAUGAGUCACCAAGCCCACACGUGUCCUGGGUUGACCUGUGUGCUCCUACAGGAAACCCGGUGAUAGACGGUAUCUUCAGAGUCAGUGGGCCUGGCCUGUGCUUUAAAACACCUGGAGACUAGCCAGUGGUCCCAGAACUGCUCUUUACCCAGUUCUCAGGAGGCUGUGGUUUCUGAUAAUAUACACAUGAGCCACAUCACAGGGAAACUCUCCUCAUUGAAGAUAUUGUCUCUCACCCAGGGGCCCUCUCAAGGUCUCGUGUUCUCCAUGUACAGAGGAGAAAAUCCUUUCUGUUGCACUUUUCCUUCCUAAAUGUGAGUCACAGAAUUGUUGACAAAAACAUCUCCCACCAGCAAAUUGUCUGCUGGUCUAAGCAACUUGGGCUUUUGAUGCCCUCAGCAGAAGUAUUAAUUGUUCAAAGCACUUUUGUUCUCCUACAUCUAUCUAUCUAUCUAUCUAUCUAUCUAUCUAUCUAUCUAUCUAU
This is a messenger RNA of Alexandromys fortis (reed vole), 1777 nucleotides long. It is a transcript of the gene Sh3gl2, whose product is annotated as SH3 domain containing GRB2 like 2, endophilin A1. Gene Ontology annotation, cellular component: cytoplasm; glutamatergic synapse; presynapse. NCBI's taxonomy places the organism in Eukaryota, Metazoa, Chordata, Mammalia, Rodentia, Cricetidae. Gene Ontology annotation, biological process: synaptic vesicle uncoating. The transcript is spliced from 9 exons. Gene Ontology annotation, molecular function: protein binding. Bases 131 to 1189 code for a protein of 352 amino acids. The record is from RefSeq and is a predicted model, not a curated record.